AUGGCGGCCGUCACACGUCAUUUUUGCCGGUCAGGUGUUCUCACUGGAAGAUUUCAAAUCCAAUGCCUGGACGGCGGCCGCGCAGGGCCAUGCCACUUCCGGCUCCUCCCACCUUACGACAUCCCAUUGGUUGGAGUGGUGCGAAUGACGUCAUCAGCCCGCGCUCUCUCUCUUUCUGUGUCUACGCCGCCCGCGAGUCUCCUCCAUCCCCGCGAGGUGAGGGGCCCGGACCCGGGCGGGCAGGGGGUCGGGGUGACCCAGGGAUGGGCUGGUCACGGGGAGCGGGAGGGGGAGGUUUGGGAAAGGCUCCGGGUGAUGGGCUGUAACGGAGAGCGAUUAUAGGGCUGGGAGCUCGGGGUGGAGCGGAUACCAACCCCAUCCCCCCCCACACCGGGCUGACUGUAACCGCACGGGAAACGGCAGGCUCGGGACUGGCCUAAUAACAUCGGGGAGAUUGGUAAUAAUAGGGAUAAUUCCAGACUCGGGACUGGCCCCAUAACAUUGGGGAGAUUGGUAAUUAGAGUGAUAAUUCCAGGCUCGGGACUGGCCCAAUAACAUCGGGGAGAUUGGUAAUUAUAGUGAUAAUUCCAGGCUCGGGACUGGCCCAAUAACAUCGGGGAGAUUGGUAAUAAUAGGGAUAAUUCCAGACUCGUAACAUCGGGGAGAUUGGUAAAUAGUGAUAAUUCCAGGCUCGGGACUGGCCCAGUAACAUCGGGGAGAUUGGUAAUUAGAGUGAUAAUUCCAGGCUCGGGACUGGCCCAAUAACAUCGGGGAGAUUGGGGGAGAUUGGUAAUUAUAGUGAUAAUUCCAGGCUCGGGACUGGCCCAAUAACAUCGGGGAGAUUGGUAAUAAUAGUGAUAAUUCCAGGCUCGGGACUGGCCCCGUAACAUCGGGGAGAUUGGUAAUUAUAGUGAUAAUUCCAGGCUCGGGACUGGCCCAGUAACAUAACAUCGGGGAGAUUGGUAAUUAUAGUGAUAAUUCCAGGCUCGGGACUGGCCGAAUAACAUCGGGGAGAUUGGUAAUAAUAGUGAUAAUUCCAGGCUCGGGACUGGCCCCAUAACAUCGGGGAGAUUGGUAAUUAUAGUGAUAAUUCCAGGCUCGGGACUGGCCCAGUAACAUCGGGGAGAUUGGUAAUUAUAGUGAUAAUUCCAGGCUCGGGACUGGCCGAAUAACAUCGGGGAGAUUGGUAAUAAUAGUGAUAAUUCCAGGCUCGGGACUGGCCUAAUAUAAUCGGGGAGAUUGGUAAUUAGAGUGAUAAUUCCAGGCCCGGGACUGGCCGAAUAACAUCGGGGAGAUUGGUAAUAAUAGUGAUAAUUCCAGGCUCGGGACUGGCCUAAUAACAUCGGGGAGAUUGGUAAUUAGAGUGAUAAUUCCAGGCUCGGGACUGGCCUAAUAACAUCGGGGAGAUUGGUAAUUAGAGUGAUAAUUCCAGGCUCGGGACUGGCCUAAUAACAUCGGGGAGAUUGGUAAUUAUAGUGAUAAUUCCAGGCUCGGGACUGGCCCAAUAACAUCGGGGAGAUUGGUAAUAAUAGUGAUAAGGGCGGGCUCGGGACUGGCCCAAUAACAUCGAGGAGACUGGUAAUAAUAGUGAUAAGGGCGGGCUCGGGACUGGCCAGUUUACAUCGGGGAGAUUGGUAAUAAUGGCAAGCUCGGGACUGGCUGGCUAACAUUGGGGAGAUUGGUAAUAAUAGUGAUAAGGUAUGGCUCAGGACUGGCCAGCUAACAUCGGGGAGAUUGGUAAUAGUGAUAAGGGCAGGCUCGGGACUGGCAUCGGGGGCAGAUUGGUAAUAAUAGUGAUAAGGGCAGGUUCCUGACUGGCAUCGUGGGGAGAUUGGUAAUAAUAGUGAUAAGGGCAGGCUUGGGACUGGCCAGCUAACUUCGGGGGGAGAUUGGUAAUAGUGAUAAGGGCUGGCUCAGGACUGGCCAGUUAACAUUAGGGAGAGAUUGGUAAUAGUGAUAAGGGCAGGCUCCAGACUGGUUAGCUAACAUCGAGGAGAUUGGUAAUAAUAGUGAUAAUGGCACAGACUUACCUGCGCGUGUAAUCUCACGGAGAUGGGGGGACACUAAUUUAUGGGUGUUUGCGGGUAAUACUGUUAUAGAGAUUGGGCAGUAAUAUCGCAGGAGAUGUUGCGAGAUGGAGGUGUAUCAUGGGAGAUAAAGCGAUCUGGUUGAGAUAAGUGGGGUUGACCUAGUAAUAUUUGAGUGGGGUGGGGGGGCAACAGGUGGGGAUUUUAGAUGUUUUACUUUGGGUUGACUAAUUAUUGCCAAGGAAGAACUUGAAUAGUAAUCUUGGUUCCUUGGAGUGAACUCUAGCAAGGCACUAGAUAUGUUAACAUGUAAUGAUAUGUACAAAUGAUACUCCAGAAAUGAUGCAGACUUAAUACACUGACUAUUAUGAUGGUUUCAGUAUUCAUACUGUCUGAUCUGGAGUGUAGAUUAAAAUGCUUGUCUUUGAACUAUUUUAGGUUAGUUUGGGCAAUGCAACCAGCCAUUCCUGUUGCAAUACUAAGUGUUACUGUGGGUUGUGAUCACCAGAUGUUGUAGAACUACACCUUCCCAUGAUGCUUUGAAUGCAUUUAGAAUGGCAGAGCAUCAUGAAAGCUGUAGUUUUAAAACAUGUGAAGAUCUACCUUUUGGGCACCGCUGAUGUAGGGCACGGUUUCAGUGAUUGCUAACAUCUGGUAUACCAGAUGCUGAAAGACUACCGUUCCAAUAUAGAACACAAUGAUUUUUAAAACCUGCUGUUUUUGUGACAUCUUCUGGUGUUUAAUACGAUUCACUGCAGAUGUUACAUUUUGACAUUUAAAUAUAAUUUGUGCUUCCUUUUUUGUGUUAGUUGUCAUUAAAAUUAGCUUGCGUAGCAUUGCUCAGUCUUACGCCAAUGCUCUGUCAUAGGGAAAACUGCGUCAGAACACUAGUUGCACCAUAUGCAGUGUUAAAGCAUAUCAUUCAAAGGCCGUGCUCAUCUGACAUCUUCCAAUUGUUAUGACUAACUUUGGCACUUUUGAAGUGAUUUAAAUGUAGUAGGGCAGAGUAUGACCUAAUCUUGUUGUAACAUUGCUUAUGACUCUCUCUUUCUCAGUUAGUAGUUGUCGCGAUGGACUGGCGCCCAGAUGAGGAAGGAUUGCAGCAGGUCCUUCAGCUGCUUAAAGACUCGCAGUCACCAGACACAGCCACGCAGCGGGUAGUCCAGGAUGUAUCCUUUAAAUUACAUUUUUUCAAAAGACCCAUUUUUAUUUACAGAAAUUGAAGGGACAGUCUAAGCAACACAAUCACUAACCUUAAAGGGAAAGUCCAGGCACCAAAACAACUUCACCUAAAUUAAGUUAUGGUGCCAGGAAUCCCUCCAGUGCCGAUCUCCACCUCUCCCGGGAGAGUGAAGGGCGCCACUCCGCACUUCAUAAAACUGCUCCUGUAGCCUUGCAAAUGAAAACAGAGUUGUUUACUACAGUGAACAUUUUCAUAAAUUCAAAUCCAAAAUACAUGGAUUGUAAAAAUUCUUAGUCUGCUCUGAUUCCAGUUCUGCUAUUUUGGUCUAAAAUUCUACAUUCAGUUUUAAUUUUCAUCAAUUCUCACUUUAUUAAAUAACUCUGAGUGUAAUUUGUGAGGCACUGUUUGUAUAUUGCCAUUUCGACAUGUACUGGUGGCUAUCAGACUUAUAUAUUCGUGUAAACAUGAAAAGUUUAGUGAAUAAACCCAUGUCAUUUCAUUUUAUUUUUUUAAUCUUUUUAUGAAUACUGUACUUUUCACCUUUUUUUUUGUUUUUUUGUCUUCUGUGAAAUCUGAAGACAGAAAUUUGCAACUAUUAUCGGCAUUUAUAUAACUACAACCUUUCCCACAGUGCUUUAAAAAUCUUUCAAAGUGGGAAAGAAUAACCAUAUAUGAGACAAUUUAAGAUUGAGAACCCUGCUCGGACAAGCUAGGGGUAUUAUUCAGUGACACACUGUGUGCUAUAGAGUUUUAAAGUUAUACCAUAGUGCCAGGAAUAUAAAGCUGUAUUCCUGGCACUACAGAUCACUCUGCCUCCCUCCCCAGUAAAUAAAGGGUUAAAAACAAUAACAAUAACAGCAGGGUUUAAAAAAAGACUACUUCAAUGAGCUGGGUGGGGGGUGUAGUUUAGUUUAUAUAUUAUGGAAGCCUGUGCUAAUAUUUAAGACCCAUGUAAUACCAUAUGAACUGUAGGGUUUUUAUGCUCUUUUUUUUUUUUUUUAUAAUUCUUUAUUUUUCAAUGACAGUGAAAAAAGUAUUGCACUAUGCAGUCAUAUGGCUUACGCAGAAGCCGCACUGUGGUUACAAUACAGGUCAAAUGUUAUCAAAAGGAGGUAUAUGCGGUGUUCGUAUCAUUUCAUGUGCAUCAAUUGCAUUUGGGAUCUGGCUGUCAUUGGUUUUGUCAGAAUUAUACACAGAUAGACAUAAGUAAAAGAAAAAGAACAAGAACAGUCUAACGGUGAUGUAAGAACUUGGCUAACGUAUCGGUUCAUUGUGUUGGAUUUACCAUCUAGUUGUGAUGGUUUGUCUUUUUACCUUCCCUAUUUGUGUUUCAUUUUACUCAGUAUAGUGUGGUACAUAUAAUGUGGGGUAUGGGGGACAAAAAUUAAGUUGCUGGGGGGUUGCACAGUUAUACAAUGGUUCAUUUCCAUCCAUCCCUCUCUCUGCGAUGGCAAUUACCCAGAUGCCUAUUGCAUAUGUAAGGAUGACCCGAGCUGGGGUCAGAUAAAGUGGUCAGAACCGGUCUCUGUCACUCCUUUUAUGCUCUUAAUAUCUCUGUGUAGAGAAUACAGUAGGUAUGACAGAGCUUCACAAUUACCCAGUUUGUGUAUUUGUAAAAAAAAAUUUUUUUUUCAUGUUUUGCCAAAUUGCCACCAAUAUUUAAACAGUCUACAUUUGAGUAUAGUGCCCAUCUAGAUUACGUAUCUGUAUUUUAUUUAUGUGCAGCACUGAAUAUUGUUUGCUGCACAUACCACCUCUCACAGGAACUAACUGCUAGACUCCCGUCCUUUACUGGGUGUGUAUUUACAGUUCCUUUUUGUGAAAUCGAUUGAUCAAUGGAAAACCUUAUCUCCCUUGGGUGAAGAUCAGAGUUUUUGCUCCUCGUUCCCAGGAGCGCUACAGUACUGAAAUAUAGUCUGUACCAUUUAUACCAAUAUCUGUAAAACAUGCACUAUAUAACUUGCAAAAAUAUGAUUUAUGACCCACUCUGUGACAGUUUGUCCUAGAAUGAUGGUUAACGUUCUGCUCUCACAUGAUCACUAUGUUCUGUUCUUUCCUGCCUCAGAUAUUGCUGGCAUUAAUAUGCGUCCCAUCUUUAGUCCUUUUAUAUGCUACUUUACUUGUUUGCCUAUCUGCCCUUAAUAUUGCCUCAUGCCCACAAUCAUAAACACAGUGCUUUCCUUAACCCAUUCUCAGAAAUUAAAACAUUUGAACCAGUAUCCAGAUUUCAACAACUACUUAAUCUUUGUGCUGACGCGGCUCAAGUCUGAAGGUUUGUAUAAGGGUGAUGAGCAGGUAGCUGGAACUCAAUCUGGCUUCCUCCUGGCAAAACACCAUGGGACAUGUGACCAAGCAAGCAUUAUGGGAGAUUGGAUUAGAUCUGCUAUAUAUUUUGUAACCGUUUUUUACUCUACAAAAUAACUGCAUAUAAAAAAAUGCUUGCAAACUCUUGAUUAUAUGUAAUAAGGUCUUUUUAUUUGCUACAUAUACUGACGUAUAUAUUCAUACCAGUAAAAAGAUCAUUUUUCUUUGCAUUCUCUGCAUGCUGUAUUGGCAUCACCUAACUACAGAAAACAAAAGGCUCACUUCCCUCAAUUUUUAAUAUUCUGUUUAUAUGUCCCUAUAUUUAAUAAACCUGUAUUCUUGUGAUUGUAGGGAAAUGUUCUAGGUGAGUUUCAGUGUUUUAUUCAAUAGGGCAAUUUCCAGAGAAAUGGAGCCAGGGCACACACUACUAUUAAGGAGGAGAAAUAAGAUCUAUGCUGACUGCCAGGUACAAAGGGCAGAGCAAUGAUUGGCAGGGACCUUAGAUGGAAAUGCCCAGUUGCAGACCUUUAUUUUCAAAUUUUAAUAUAUAUAUAUAUAUUUUAUCCUUGUGAUUAUCGGUUUUAUUUUUAAAUUCAUUUGAAAGAUUUAGUAAAUUACACAGGAACCAGGGCACACAUUAGAAGGAAAAACAGAAACCUGGUUGAAUUCUUCCUCUGCUCCAUGUGCUUUUUCUGUUCAGAUUACGUCAUCGUAUUCUGUAUUAAGUUUCCCUUUAAUCCAUAAUAUCACAUAAAGCUAAAAUAUGUAAUUGUUUACAGUAAUCAGUAAUAUAUAUACUUACUUAAUGAAGUGUGGAUUUUUUACUCUACUCCAUUAUGCAAGUCCCAUCAUUGUGCUGUCUUCAUGGGCGUCCCAUUACUGUAAAACCCAACCACCACCUUCGCCUUCCUGUGGUGCUCCAAACAGGGCACAGCUCCGAUAACCUAAUGCCAAUGUGCUGGUUUCAUUGAUAUAAAUGGCAAUAAUAAUAAUUGACAGCACAAAAGCAUCAUAAAGUAUUAGUAAGUAUUCACUAUUGCUUGUUUGGGCAGUGGGUACAGAUCCUGCAAUUCUGCUAGCACUAUGUAUAAAUUCAGUUUUAUGCCGUUUAACGUGAGUUAAAGUUUGUGUACCAUGAGAGGUAUACCUGAUGAGCAGAAGUUAUUGUCUGGAUUACUUAUAUUGACAUUUUGUAGAUGAGCCAACACGAUCCCUGAGUGGUUUGAUCCUGAAGAACAAUGUGAAGGCCCAUUAUCAGAGCUUCCCUCAACCAGUGUCUGAAUUUAUCAAGCAGGAAUGUCUGAACAGCAUUGGCGAUUCUUCUUCUCUCAUCAGAGCAACAAUUGGUGAGUGAGCGUCCCUCUCGAUGCCAGGCAGUGCACACAGUGUGCUCAUUGCUUCAUGAGAUUGCUGGUUAUACUUGGAGCGUGGAUGGUAGUCUCCUGGAGGUGAUGCAGAUAUUGAUACCUGAUGUCAACUGAAGGUUAUCGUAUUCAUACUGUCUGAUCUAGUGAGACAAAAGUUUUCUGGUAUCCUAGGGUUCAUGUUUCAGAAGAAGAUCUUUAAAGUGUAGCACUAAGUCAGCAUUUCACAUCUUGGUACUUCUCUAAAGGAUCUCUAUUUGGACUUGGUGUGCUGAGCCAGUCAUUGCUUUGUUCCUAUCUUAUCUGGGUUCUGGAACCAGGAUUCCUGGGUUUCGAGAUUCUACAUUGAUUUUAGUACACACUGCUGUCCACAUUCUGUGAUCAGAGUACUGCUUUCAGUGAUCGGGAUGCCGCUUUCUGUGGCCCACAUUAAUCGGUGAUCUCGAUUUCCAUUUCCUUUAAGGUAUACUUAUUACUACCAUUGCAUCGAAGGGUGAACUGCAGACCUGGCCAGAGCUCCUUCCUCAGCUAUGUAACUUGCUGAACUCUGAAGAUUACAACACGUGUGAGGUAUGUUCUGACCAGUCAUGUGUUUGUUUUUUCUCCAGUACUCUGUCAGGAGUUAGUAAUUUCAAAACGUAGUGAAGAGAAAUAUUGAAAAAAACUUUCAAACUAAACUGAAUUUCUAGUUUGUGUAGUUUGGCUUAAAAUGUUCAGUUACCUCAACUGUCCUCGGCAAUUGACUAUUUAUUGAAUAACCCCGUCUAUAAGGAGAACUGCUAUAGAAUAUGAUGGUUCUUAUUAUAAAUAGUCAGGAAUCUAUUUUGUCUGUUUGCUGUGUCUGUAGGGUGCGUUUGGGGCUCUGCAGAAAAUCUGUGAAGAUUCCUCUGAACUCCUUGAUAGUGAUGCGCUCAACAGGCCCCUCAACAUCAUGAUCCCUAAAUUCCUCCAGUUUUUUAAGCAUUGCAGUCCCAAAAUCAGGUGGGUUUAAACAGUGUCCUUACAAUACCUUCUAUAAGUAUGUGAUACCCCAUAGCCAGUGUGACAAGUCCUGUUCUCUCCUCUCCCAGGUCUCAUGCUAUUGCCUGUGUCAAUCAGUUUAUCACAGAUCGAGCGCAAGCACUCAUGGAUAAUAUAGACACUUUUAUUGAGGUGAGUUCCAUGGAUGAUUCCCAGGUAAAAGGAGUGAACUGUCAUGGUUGUGGAAAGUACACAAUUCGAUAAAACACUGAAAAUUACCUGUAACUUGCGUUAACCUUUCUUCUUCAUGUGAUGCUCUAUUUUCUUGUACAUUUAUAUAAUUUAUGCUAAUUAAAGUCAGUCCAGGCACAGCCUCGUCACUCAUUGCAAAUAAGGAGCAAAAAGAGACGCACUGUUUGAAUUCUACUCUUCUCUGUGUGCUGAUUGCCAGGUUAAAGAACCAACACUUAUAACAAUGAUUGACAUGGAUGUGGUGUAUUUCUAGAUUUCAUUUAAUAUAGAAGAUAAGUAAACUUUAUGAAAAAAAACAAACAACAUUGGAAGUGACCGUUCCUCUUUAAAUGAUAUGGAGAUGAUGCAGAAUCUACUUGCCUGAUGUACUGUGAAGGGCCAAGUAUUCAUACUGUCUGAUCCACACCUUUAAUGCGGAGGACACCCUUGUUCAGUUGUUCUGGGGUUGUUUUUUUUUUUUUUCUUCCUGGUCUGUUGUGGGUUGUAAGUAUUCUGCAUUUUGAUUUACAUUGCAGCACCUUUUUGCCCUGGCAGUGGAUGAAGACCCUGAGGUUCGGAAGAACGUUUGCCGUGCUCUGGUCAUGUUGCUUGAGGUCCGAAUAGACCGGCUACUGCCUCACAUGCACAGCAUAAUCCAGGUAUUGAACACUGGUUCUGUCCGCUGCUUGAGAUGGCACCCUACUCUCUCCUUGUGAGACGCUUGCAAUACUUAUUGUUCCUCUUCUCCCCAGUAUAUGCUGGAAAGGACGCAGGACAGCGAUGAGAACGUAUCACUGGAAGCCUGUGAAUUUUGGCUAACCUUGGCAGACCAGCCUAUCUGCAAGGAUGCCCUCGCUAAUCACCUCCUGCAGUGAGUACAACACACUUUGUAUAUUCUUGUACAGAUUAAUACCAAUUCAGUACAUGGAGUAUGGCAUGAAGGUGGUCUUUCUCUUCCUUUGUAGAUUGAUUCCAAUCUUGGUGAAUGGGAUGAAAUAUAAUGAGAUUGACAUAAUACUACUGAAGGUAAGGUUUCUGACAAUACGGCUUACGUGCAGUGUGCUCUUACUAACAAUGUUUCAGAAUGUAUUGGGGAGGGGAGCUUUAGUCUCUGACAGUAUUAUUUACUAAAGUGGAAAUUGUUAGGUAAUCCAAACUAAUUCAAAGGGAAUUUUAACUUUAAGGGCAAAAUAGCUGAAUUGGAAAUAUUCUCCAAGGCAUUUAUACUUCCAACAAUUUUCACUUUACUGAAAAACCCUGUAAGUUGAAUAUUGGUUGGUUUUCUUGACAUUCUUUAUUUUGAAUGUGCAGGUAUUCAUACAUAAAUUGACCAUGACAUUUGGUGUGAAACAAAGCAAAAUUUGAGGCUGCUAAUUAGAACAUAGAAUGUCAUGAGUAACAUUCUUGAUAUAAAAAAAGUGAGUAGGUGAAGCAUGUGUAGUUAGAAAUAAAAAUCAGUUGAGUGCUAUAAAAUCAAGCAUUAUGCAGGAGUCAACCACAGGUAAAUGAGCAGAGGUGAAGUCCAAACGUUUGGGGUUGCCACAGUGUACCAGAAGGCUGAUAGGAACCGCCUGCGCUCUCAUCUGAUACACGCCUUGCGAGAAGACUGCUGGGCUCUUGGGAGAGGGUUCGUAAUCCUCUGUGCAGCAUGGUUUGCUUAUUUGAGACUUCAAAACUGAGAAUCUCCUGGCCUCACCGGCAGCUGCCAACUAGGGAGAAGUGGUUAACUGAGCAGAUUUGCUUGGAGGGCUUGAGGUGCGGGCAGGUGAGGUGCUCCCGUGGUUCAAAGGUACACUGACCUGGUGUCUGUACAUUGCUGCUUUGCCUCUAUGCUGGCCCAAAAUCCUGCCAAGAUGAGAUCCAGCUUAGCACCCCUCCCCCACCGUGAGUUGAAUAUUUCUAAAUCAGACGUUUUGCCUCUUAUUAUUAUUAUUAUUAUUAUUAUUAUUAUUAUAAUAUUUUUAGGAUUUUGUGUCCUUUUAAAAGCUUAUCCAAAAUUAUUAAAUCGAAGCCUUAAUUUGCAAAAAUGUUGUGUUUAAUGAAUAACCCUGUUAGAAGGGGGAAAAAAGGGGUUCGUUGAGUAAAGAUGAAAUAUAGUGAGAAGUGGAGUUAGUGAAAUCUUUGUAGUUUAAAUUGGAUCCUGAAGGGUACAGGAAGUAAUGAGUGCAUGCGUUUAAAAAUAUUGUGCGCAUAGCACACCCUUUUCUAAGUGGGAACUGCAGGGUUUGAAGACAGACAUGUGAGGAAAAAAAGUUAAGAUCUGACUCAAAAGUAACACUAAGACAGCGAGCUUGAGAGUUAGGGCAAUAGGUGUUUAAGGGGGAAAAGAUUAAGUUUUAGAAAACUGUUAAACAUCCAGUUAGUGAUGGAAGAGAGGCAGCUAGUGAUGUUUUUGGAAAGCAGAAGAAAGGUCGGGGAGGAGAGGUAAAGCGGAGUAUGGUAAGUAAAUUCAAAGGAGUUAAUAAGGUUACAGAGAGAGGGAGUGUCGGUAAAAAUGACCAACAGGUCCUUGGGGGACGCCAGCUGAGACAGGCAGCAGGUAGGAGAUGACAUUUGAGGAAGAGACACUAAAUGAGCAUUCAGAAAGAUAGAAUGAAGACCAGGAAAGCACAGUGUUAUGGAGUCCAAGGUUGUGUGGCGAGUAGACAACAUUAUCAAAGACAGCUGAGAGGUCUAGGAGAAUAGGAGUACUGACCUUUAGAUGAUUCUGUCUCUGCCAGGGGGAUGUGGAGGAGGAUGAGACUGUGCCGGACAGUGAGCAGGACAUUAAGCCACGGUUCCACAAGUCUCGCACAGUGACACUGCAGCACGAGGAAGAUCGUGCAGAAGGUGAUGAUGAUGCAGAUGACGAGGACGAUGACGAUGAUACAUUGUCUGACUGGAAUUUGAGUAAGUGUUGGUGAUGAAGUGUGAGGGGGAUAUACAACUGAUUGCUCAAUCUCUGGAAAUGAUGCAGACUUGUUUACUUGAUGCUCACUGAUGGUUCUUGUAUUCAUACUGUCUGAUCCCAGAGAAGAGUCCAUGUUAGAGAAUAUGUAGGUGUUGUCUCAGUUUACUUGUCACUUAUUUAUUUUACCCUCUCAUCUUGUAGGAAAAUGUUCUGCUGCUGCUCUCGACGUCCUUGCCAAUGUGUUCCGGGAGGAGUUGCUCCCUCACCUUCUGCCUCUUCUGAAAGGUCUCCUUUUCCAUCCCGAAUGGGUCAUAAAGGAGUCAGGAAUCCUGGUCCUUGGGGCAAUUGCUGAAGGUAACGCAUCCUCUAAUUUACCCUUAUGGCUUCUUUGAGCUUGGAGUGGAUUUAGUGGCUUUUUCAAAGUGCCCACCCGUGUACAUUUUCUCCAAGUUCUAUUCUUCUUGUUUCCAGGUUGCAUGCAGGGAAUGGUUCCUUACCUCCCAGAACUUAUCCCUCAUUUGAUCCAGUGCUUGUCUGAUAAGAAGGCAUUGGUCCGCUCCAUUGCCUGCUGGACACUGAGCCGAUAUGCCCAUUGGGUCGUCAGUCAACCUCCUGACCUCUACUUGAAGCCGCUAAUGACGGAGCUUCUCAAACGCAUCUUGGACAGCAACAAGAGGGUGCAGGAGGCAGCUUGCAGGUAGUAAUCAGUUCAGGUUGCUAGUCUUUUUAAAUUUAUCUAUCUUGCUUUCUAAGGCAUGUGUAUGUCUGUAUAAUCUCACACUCCAUAAAACAUUUUAUUUGCAUGUUAUGUUGUUGUUGUUGUGCGCCUUUGAUGUUAUUUACUGAAGUUCUUUAGCUGGUGCGCAAACAAAGUUCUAAUUGCUUUUAUAAAAAUACAAAUAUUUUUAUCUCGGUGUACCCUAUUAAUUCUUCCUCUGCAGAAUAGAAUGUUUAGUAAGUGACAUUUUAUUUUUUUACCCUGUUAGUGCUUUUGCUACGUUGGAAGAAGAGGCCUGCACAGAAUUGGUUCCGUACUUGAGCUUCAUAUUGGAUACGUUGGUGUUUGCAUUUGGGAAAUACCAGCACAAGAAUCUUCUGAUCUUGUAUGAUGCGAUUGGGACGCUGGCAGAUUCUGUGGGACACCAUUUAAAUCAACCUGUAAGAAAUAAUUUUUCUUCUUGAGCAUGGCCGCUGCCAAUGACAUUGUAUAAUUACACUGUUUUCCUUGGUGACUUGGGCAUAAAGUAAUAGGUGAUCCAACAAAUAAAUGAGUAACCUUGAUACUGUAGUUGCUUGUGGCCCACAUUUUCCUGUUACUCGACAAGUACAGGAUCCUAGAACCUCAUUGUUGGCAAAGGCUUUUAGUAAAUGUGGUUUAUAAAUGUGUACAUUGCCAGGUUUGUCACUGUAGUAAAACAUUCCUCUGGAAGUGAUGCAGAUAUAUUGUGUGAAGUUUUCUGAUGAUUCUUUCUAUUCAUACUGUCUGAUCCAGAGUGUAAAACCAACACUGAGAGCAAUGCAGUGGGGAUGUCUGCUUCGGAGAGGAGACUCCGACAGGUCUAUCGUUUAAAGUGAUGGUCAAAGUAGUCAAACUGUAAAACUUUUCUAGAUCAGCUAUGCUUUCAAUUGGGCUACUGUGGCCUCAAAUUUGAAAUUCACUUUUAAUUCUAGUAAAUAACAUUCCGAGGUUCCAGUGCUUAAGAGGCUUUAGUCGCCCACAGCUGUAAUUUAAGGUUACAGCUCUUUGUGCUUAUUGCUGGUUAGAUGAGCUUGCGCUUUAUUGAAAAUGAAAAUGCCACAACACACUGUUUCACUAUGUCAUUGUAUGUAGAACAGAAGGGUGUGAUUUAUCGUACUGUGGCCUUAAAUGGUUUUAUGUGACAAACCCAACAUAAUGGUUCUGUCCUCUGUUUGUCCUUGAUCCAGGAGUACAUCCAAAAACUUAUGCCCCCAUUGAUCCAGAAAUGGAACGAACUGAAGGAUGAAGAUAAAGACCUUUUCCCCCUGUUAGAGGUAAGUCAAUUUGUUGCAGUACAGAUAGCAGUUUGGUUAAUGUUCCGUUUAAGCCUGUGCAUUGAUGGGGCAUGAUGCAGAACCAGAAAUAUGAGUUUCUCUAUGAAAGAUUUUUAUUCAUACUGUCUGACCCCUCUGUCACCAUAAUCUCGCACAGAAAUGUUAGUUUGAAUAAUAACAUUUUGCAUGUUGAUUGCUUCAUUGAAAUUUUUCCACAAUUUGUGUUUUUUCAUGUGAAGGCCAUUUACACCCUAUUAGCAAACUGACCUGUGCUGAUAAAUAGCCGCCACAUUUCUUUUGAGGAGUUCUUGAAUUGCUUGAGACAAGAUUUGUGAAUCACACCCUCCCCCCCCAUCCUUUGAUAUAUUUACCUGUUAGUAGAAAAUAUCCACUAAUGGAAGUUCUUGUCACAGUGCUUAUCGUCCAUCGCUACCGCUCUGCAGAGUGGAUUCCUUCCAUAUUGUGAGCCGGUCUACCAGCGCUGUGUCACCUUGGUUCAAAAGACCCUUGCCCAGGCCAUGGUGAGUAUUGCCCACAGGGCUAUUGGAUGACUAAUUCACAAAGCUGCCAUUUUAUAGUAGUUAAUCAACAAAGCAGGACAUAUCUAGUGGAUUAUUUGUUUGUCUUCUUGGCAGAUGUACAGUCAACAUCCGGAUCAGUAUGAAGCUCCAGAUAAGGAUUUUAUGAUUGUUGCCCUGGACCUCUUGAGUGGACUUGCAGAAGGACUUGGUGGACACGUGGAGCAAUUAGUAGCCAGGAGCAACAUCAUGACCCUUCUAUUCCAAUGCAUGCAGGUAGUAGAGAUGUUAUUGAAUUCAUAUCUCCUAAGAUUCGAUGGAUAGGGUAUUGAUCAUUGGUUUUAUGGCUCCCACUUAUGAUUUCCAUCCUUCUUCAUAGGACAUAAUGCCUGAGGUUCGACAAAGUUCAUUUGCUCUGUUAGGGGACCUAACAAAGGCCUGCUUCCUGCAUGUAAAACCAUGUAUCUGUAAGUGUUUGCUAAGUAUAUACUGGGAUCCUAGUAAUCUCUGUAUUUAUACAGCUCCUUUCUAUUACAUUAUACACAGUGCAGCCCCCUCUGGGGUGGGAUCCUAGUAAUUAUCUGUAUUUAUACAGCUCCUUUCUAUUACAUUAUACACAGCGCAGCUCCCUCGGGGAUGGGAUCCUAGUAAUAUCUGUAUUUAUACAGCUCCUUUCUAUUACAUUAUACACAGCGCAGUCCCCUCUGGGGUGGGAUCCUAGUAAUAUCUGUAUUUAUACAGCUCCUUUCUAUUACAUUAUACACAGCGCAGCCCCCGCUGGGGUGAUAUCCUAGUAAUAUCUGUAUUUAUACAGCUCCUUUCUAUUACACUAUACACAGCACAGACCCCUCAGGGGUGGGAUCCUAGUAAUAUCUGUAUUUAUACAGCUCCUAUCUAUUACAUUAUACACAGUGUAGCCCCCUCUGGGGUGGGAUCCUUGUGCAAUAUUAACAGCGCAGACCACAUUGAGGUGGGUUCUGAGAACCUAUGUAUUUAUACAGCUACUUUUAUUUCCUUUUGCACAUUAUAGCUGAAUUUAUGCCCAUUCUUGGCACCAACCUAAAUCCAGAGUUUAUAUCGGUCUGUAACAAUGCAACGUGGGCCAUUGGAGAGAUCUGCAUGCAGAUGGGUGAGUGACAGAGUUCUGCUCUGGGUUAUGAACACACAGUACAUAGCUAAGCACCUGGACUGCCAUUCAAAGUAGGAGAAUUUUCCUGAACGGGCUUGCUUUGUAUUUAACAGGGGCAGAAAUGCAGCCAUAUGUUCCGAUGGUUUUAAACAAUCUUGUGGAAAUUAUCAACCGGCCAAACACCCCUAAAACACUUCUGGAAAACACAGGUUUGCAUUUUUUACAUUUGUUUUACUUGUGAAUAUUUAACAUGUACUAACUGACUGACAAUUAACUGGUGUGGCAAUCAAUAGACCAUUCAGGAACAUUGAUAGUGGCUGCAACUUGUUUGUGUUUCUAAUGAAGGCAUGUAGUCAGAACUAGUAGUGGCAGUAAUAAGAUUAUCAUUAUUUUUUUUUUUCUUUAUUCAUUUUAAUCCACUGAUUCUCAUGCAUUAGUUCAGCCUUGUGAAUAUAGUACAAUGUUGCUUAUUUGUACUAACCAUAUAUUUGUAUAGCUCAACAGAUAACUGCAGAUAGAUGUUUUAUUUGUAUGUGUUAGGUCAGGGCUCGACAAAUCCCAGGUGCCAAGUCGCCAUGGUGACUAGAAAUUUUGGCUGGCCGGCUCAGGAAGCUGUAUAGUCGGCCGCCCACGGGAGCAUAGAGGCGGCCGGCUCCGGAAGCUUUUUAGCCGGCCACCUGCCUGACUGCGGGAGGCAUGGAAGCGGCAGGCUGCUCCCUCGCGCUGUGUAAUGGUGCCGGGAGCCGGAAUAUGACGUCCUUCCGGCCCCGGCAUCACUGCAGACAAUGUGAGAGGAGCUGCAGGAAGAUCACUGCUCCCUCGCACCCAGGAAUAUCAGCCCCACUGGACUUCAGGGAAAGUCCACUCACCUCUCCCAAAGGUAUAGAGGCUGGGUGGAAUAGAAUUAAAAAUAUAAAUGUGUGUGUUUCUGUCAAUGAGUCUGUGUGUGUCUGCAUGUAUUUAAGUGUAUGUGUGUCUCUGUCAGUCUGUGUGUGCGUGUGUCUGUUUAGGUACCUGCCCCGCUCCGAUCACACGAUUGGUGUUUUUACUUUUUUUCCCCACGACGUGCUGGUUUCGCUGUUGCUUGUCCCGCCUCCAUAGCUCAGAUCUUAAUGAUCUCAGCUAAGCCAAUGCUUUCCCAUAGAAAAAUAUUGGGAGGAUAUUACGCAUGUAAUAUCACAGGACUCUCACUAGAGCUCUUAGUAGGCAGCAAUGUAAACCCUGCCUUUUCUCUAAAAAGGUUACAGGUACAGUCUAUAGGCACCAAAACAACUACAUUAAUCUGUAGUGGUCCUGGUGACUAUAGUGUCCCAUAAAAAAAAAAAAACUGGCUCCUAACCUUUUUAGCUGUCUACUAGAUUCCAAACAAAUUUGUCAAGCCCUGUGUUAGGUCAUUGUCCAAAACACAUGUUAGAAAGAGACGAGAACAUGAUCUAUGUAUUGAAGGCCUCGUGUUUCUGUUUUGGUGCAUUGUGGGUGCUUACACUAUUAAAUUGGAUAUUGAAUAAUCUGGAGUCAUUGCUUGGUACUAAUUGGAUUAAUAAUUGUCAUUCACUGCUGUAUUCAAUCUGUGAAGGGACAUCUUAAACAUAGAAUGAUUUUAUUUUUUAAUUUUUAUGUGGUUACGUGGUUUCUCCUCUUCCUUUUGCAGCCAUUACGAUUGGGCGCCUGGGUUGUGUAUGUCCCCAAGAAGUGGCACCCAUGCUUCAGCAGUUUAUCAGGCCCUGGUAGGUCUCUAGAGUAAUCAGUGUGUACUAGACAUCUGCUUUGUGUCUGUCACUCUAAUAUAUCUGUCCUCCCCCUUAUCAUUCUGCUCUCCAUUAAUCUGUCAAUUUUCCUGUCUUUAGGUGCACGUCACUACGCAACAUCCGUGACAAUGAGGAAAAAGACUCUGCCUUCAGGGGGAUCUGUAUUAUGAUUGGAGUUAACCCAGGAGGUGUAGUGCAGGUAUAGAAAGGUUUUGUCUUAAAUUCAACAUUUGUACUGUACUGGUAACCAUGCGAUGGUAGAAGACGAGAGCUGUCUGAGACGUCCUAUUAUUUUCUAGAGAUUUAAAAAAAAAAAAUGUAUUCAUUAUUAUGAGUAAACACAGUGAAGGUACUUUAUUUUAGCACAUUGUGUGCUCUUCCAUCCUGAGUGUUCUCCUCUCAACAUUGUUUGUGCACAUACACAUCAUGUAAAAGAUAUUCUUGGAAAAGUUGCCAUUUGGCAAUUGAUAUUUGGUAUAACUGUUAAUUAUCCUUCCUUGGGUAUGUGCACGAUCGUGUUAAGGAGUGUUUCAAUCUGCCAGCGUUGAUACAAUUCCAAACAAGGUUAAGCCUUUCCACUGCAACCUCCCAGGAAUACACUUGACAUUUUUAUGAAUAGAAAACCCCCUCAGUAUUGUGAAAGCAAUAUAAUUUAUUGAGGAUCCUAUAAAGCAUCUCGGAUGCAUAAAUACAGACAGACUAAAAAUAAUGCAGCCAUAGUCUGGCGUGUUUCACCCAUGUAAGUGUAAUCCUAAACAUUGUAGAAGUGGAUUUCCAAUGAGUUGCAAUGCAGGAAAUUAUGUAGAGAAUGACAGAGGGUAGAGUUCAUAAAGUUAUAUUAUUACAAGGUCAAGAAAUGUGUACAUUAAAUGAUAUUUAAUACAGUUAACUCCAUCGUGAAGUCCGUAGAUGUGCAGACAGCUGGUUGAAGAGGCAUUUACACCUUUCAUAUCGUGUGGGUGUAUGUAAAGCAUUGACAUACAGACCGCAGCCCUUCUGGAUGGGUCGCUAUGUUCCCAGCUGACAUUAUAAAAAAUGAAAAUUUGUGUUUUUUUUACAUUGGUUAGCAGUUUGUCUACAACUUUAUAUAGAUGCAAUUUUAUGCACUGUAAAAAGACAUCAAGUUCUGCUUGGCAUGCCAGGUGCAUUUUAACCUCUUCCCACUCAAACGAUUCAAUAAUUUCUUAGUGGGUUGCUUUUAAUGUCUAGGUUUACCGGUGGAAAUGGAAAGGUGUUUACAUUGGUACGUCACAAAAGGCUUGGGUUUACCUACACGUAUCUCUUCCUUUUCAGGACUUUAUCUUUUUCUGUGACGCGGUCGCAUCGUGGGUCAGUCCGAAGGAUGAUCUCCGAGAUAUGUUCUAUAAGGUGAGGCAUUCAGUAAAAUGGUAUUAUGCUUUGCCAUAGGGAAAAGGAUUUUGUUUAAAAUAAAUGUUGUUGUAGAUGUGAUUAAGGUAUAAAAAAACAAUCACCUGUGUAUUUAUACCAUGGUGAGCAUCCAUCUUACUGAAAACAUCUAGCAUCAAAGCACUAGAAACUUUUAGAACGAACUGGUAGGAGGAUGCCAGGGGACUCCAGACACUAGAACCACUAGAAUACCUUCGUGACAAAUACAACUUAAUCUUAAAUAACAGAUAAUCCGAUCUCAUCAGAAAGAUAGCAAAUGUCUAAUCAGAUUGCUAGUAAAUGUCUAGAUUUUUCUAAAUUCGGAGGUGGAGAUAAAACAGCCCUUUCACUGCCUAUCAGUCUAUUCGGCGUGGAGAGAUACUGCCAGAAUGAUUUCUUGCAGCAACCUUGGACAGACAACCUGAUAAUGGAGAGCGAAAGAUCAGUACGGUUUUUAUUAACAAAAGCCUAUAUAAAGUGUUGAGGGCUUUUAACCUGUUCUGGGAAGCUUGUCUGUGGUCUCCAAACUGGAUUAUGUUGGAGAGUUGUCUUACAGCAGAUGUAACACCGACUGAAAACAUGAUUUGUACUGUCAGCCAGACACAGGGGUAAUUGAAAUAAGUUAAAAUACAACAGUGUGUUCGUAUUAAGGAAAGAAACACUUAAUUGUAUAACACGCGUCAAGCCAGAUGGUUAGAAAACUGUAAACUUAUAUCUGUCAUGACAGGUCACUUUAAAUGAGAUGACGCAGUGCGUUGAGACAAAGUGAGGACUAUUUUCUGUUUAGUCCCUAUGAAAAAGGAAAAAUGGAUAUACAUGUACUUUUGGUCAUUUAAAAACCUUUUUCUUUGGGUGUAAGACCAUAUCCCAGUGCUUGUUAGUAAAUAUCACUUGGGCGUUCGCUGUAUGCUUGAUCAGUUUUGUGGAAGUGGUGAUGAUGGCAGUAUUCUGGUUUUCCCUUUCAGAUUUUGCACGGUUUCAAAGAGCAGGUAGGGGAGGAAAACUGGAACCAGUUCUCCGAGCAGUUCCCUCCGCUGCUGAAGGAACGUCUGGCUGCAUUCUAUGGGGUUUAAAGCAAGCAGAAGAGGAUCUACGCAAACCCAGCAUGGGAGGUUAGUUAACUUGAGAAUUAAAAUGCAAACCUAAACUAUGUACCUAGGGGACUGAAGGAAACUGCGCCUUCCAAGUGCUUCCUGUGCCCCCACUGUCUGUAUUGAUUGCAGCUAGCCUGUUAUUGGCUGCCCUGUUCUGACUUGCUAUUGGUGAGAGAUUGUGUCAGUCAACGAACAGUGCACGCGUUUGCUGAAUCCGCACAAAUCAGAAUAGAGCGACCACUAACAAACCUCUUUCACAGAGCUUAAUACUUACACUGGCUAACACUGGUAUGGAGGAGACGGCCAUAGGAACAUGGCUUAUUAAGGAUAAGGUUGCAUAUUUUAUUGAUUACUUCUCUUUUGUCUCAAGAGUUUAUAUAAAACUGUCUUAAUGGUGGAGCUGUAAACAGUUACAUUUAUUUAGUAGUCUUAACCUUUUAAUUUUUUUUUUUUUCCUCCCCGUUUUCUUCGUUCUCCAGGUGCCUGUUUGGUCCAUGCGGUCAUUGAGAAGAAUGGUGUCCAACACCCCACCCAUCCAAUCUUUAGCGGGGUUUUCAGGGAACUGUCAGGGCCAGUACCAUCCCUCCACCCCAAAUUCCUGGGAACAUCUGUGAAGAGUAGGAGGACAAAACAAGAUUUCAACUUGCAACACCCUAAAUUAUUUUUUUAAUGGACUAUUUUUUUUUUUUUUAAUCAAGCAUGAAGGGUGGGGUUGGGCCUUGGUUCAAGACGUUCCCUGAAGGGAGGGUAUAGGGACCUACUACAUGAGUUGAUAACAUGCAUAGCGGGUUGGUUAGUGGGUCGGGAGGCGGGAGCGGGGGCGGGAGGAUUAGAAUACAGAGCGGGAGGGAGGUUGGGAAUCCAUAGAUGCAUCAAGAGGUUUGGCUGAUAAUCUGCCGUGAAGAUGAGGCAGGAGCCAAAAUACCAUAUCACAUCAGGAUAGGAAAGCUGGCCAUUAUCAUUGCAGGUCUGUGGUGCAGCUGGAGGGAAGGGGAACCUUUUUCUUGGUAAUGAAUUGGGCUGGAAGAGGGAGGUUACUUUCUGAAGUUAAUCGCAUAUAUGAAACAAGUCUUAAUCUGCUGCCCCAUUCCAGUUUUUAAAAGAUUUAGGACACUGACACAUGGUCCACCAGCAUUCAGUCCAUUGUGGUGGAUAUUUGUCUUAAUUUCUGUCUAGCAUCAAGGGUUUCACUAUCCACUGAUGGAAGCAGUUUUAGAAACGGGUAUUUUUAUUUAUUUUUUUAAAAUUUUUCUUCUUCAGUCAUCAGCAUCAGAACACCACCUCUGUGUCGCAAGUUUACGGUACUAGCAUGAAGGAUUUUAUGUAUGCACCAUUUAGUGCUCCACUUCUUCCUGUACUUUCUGCAUUCCGCAGUGGCUGCAAGUAAACCAUACUUGCAUGAAGGUGGAGAGUGUAGCAGAGACGAUCUUCGCAGGACUAUUUACCUACACCUUGAGUGUGCCCGCUUUCACCUGAACUCCUGCUAUUUUAAUCCAUAUGGUGUCCAGUGCCAAGAGAGGCAGAAGCCUGCCCCUUUGUAGAUACCUGCAUGGAACAUGUGUUUACAGACACUGAUGUGUCUAAAUGAUGCCCUGUAACAAAAAAAGCUUACCUCUCUUUAUAUACUAACACUAUGACAACUUAAUCAGGACAAUUUUUUUUUUAUUUUUUUUUUUAUUUAAUAUGAUUUUUAGAUUUUAUGUUUGAACCCUCAGUGAGGUGUAAAUGUAAGAUAACGUUCACCAUCACUCCAAUAACUGCUUUCAAUUGUGGGACCUGCACCCUACAGACUAUGUUAUGCAUUAUAGGUCCCACAGGUGGGAAACGAAAACACGCAUAGCACUAGAAAUUAGGAAACCAGUGGGGUCUGUUCAAACAUUCCAGGUUUCUAUUCUCCCCAUAAAGUAAUAUAUGGAUUUUUUUUUUUUUAGAGAAUCUUUAGGAAUUCCAGGACACCAUAAAACGUAGCCGGUGAUUAUUGAUUCAUAGACUGGGACCUAGCUAAAAUUUGGGGGAGAAGGGUUACAAUGGGUUAGGCUUGUUAAGUAAGUUAGAGGGGCAUAGUGGAUGCAGCAGGGAAGUGAAGUGAAUAACUUGUACUUUGACUCACAUCAACCAAAUGUGUUUUGGUACUGAGGGGACUAUUUUGACUCAUCAAGAUCCGGAGGAUGAGAAAGCUAGAUGUUAUAACCUCUCUGGAGAGGGCACAAUGAUAUGUGCAGGGUGCGAUGAGGUGGUGCCCAUUCUUUACCACCUUCCCUCCCUGUUUUGUACAGUAGGGCACACCACUAGGCUCCAGUUGAAUUCUGGGUCUGUAUAUUGGUAUUUGUGAUGUAAUGUUUCCUAUGGUAAAACUGCAGUGUACUUAGUGUAAAGCUGUCUGCUUGCACCUUUGCUCAGAUGAGAAUUAUAUUCUCAUUUUAUGUAUAUUUUUUUUUUGUUCGUUUAUUUUUUUUGUUAACUAAAAUGCAGUUUUUUUGUGAUUCUAAAAUGUUUUAUGUGUAUUGUUUUUAUUUGUAAAGGGAACAAAAGGCAGCUCCAUCUGGCCCUCUUGAGUACAGCACAACCAAAUAGCUCCUUUUUCCCCGGAAUUUGUUAAAUGUUUUAUUAUAGGGCAAUAUCUCACGUCCUACCGAUUUUAAAACCAGCAUAAGAAUUUCAUAUAUCUUGUGGGACUGCUUCUGAAAAUGAAUCCAAAGUUUCAUUACAUGCAGAGUUAGUUGCUCAUUACACUAUUGUAAUUUUGAGGGCCUGUCUCUUUAUCUCCUGGUUUCUUAAACACUUUUACAAUAUGUCCCAAUAUUCAAAAAGAGGGAAUUGAGCUGCCAGUCGGCAAACCUGGACAUUUACAACAGACAGAUUGCUACUAUAUAUGCAAAGAUUUUAAACUGUGACAUCAUUUAAAGAAACCUAGGAGGGCUAUACAUAAGAAUCAAGAAUUGAGAAUAAAAUUGUUAAGGUUAAGCCAGAAUUACCCAUCUGGAAAAUAGUGAUAAAGAAUUUUCCAAUUAAGGCUUAUUUAUUUACAAUUUGCAGGCGAUGAGUCCGCUUUAAAAUAUUCUUUAAACAUGUCUGCUAGUUGGCUUAUUAAAAUAGAAAAGGUUGAUAUCGAACUCACCGAUUAAGAUACAAACCGCCAGUCGGGGAGCUACACUACUGAUGGAAAAAGUCUUCUAAGCACAAAUUGCAGUUGAUAUAGAGGACUACUUGGUCACAGUUUCCUGAUGGCUAUAAUGGGGUUUUGUAAACAAUAAUGUAUUUUCUUUGCUCCUCUUUGUCCCAAGUAAUGCUACUAAAAUUGCAUAAAAUAGAUCACUGUGUUAGCUGAAUAAUACACCAGUUGAAACUGGCAGUUUGGUGGAUAAUGUUGCUGCUGCAGGAAACGGAGGUUAUUGAAAACCAUUUAAUAUAUCAUCGUUUUUGUUUACCUAUACAAGGCUUUGUGGCCAUGUAUAAAGAAAAAUAUUGUAGCCUACAAUUUGGAAUUCCUUUUCGAUGUUUUAAAAGCAGCGCCACCACAAUCGUUUAGAAAUAUCUUCUAAUUUUGUCUGACUGCCACUUGUUUGUUUUUGUCUAUAUCGGAACUCCUAAUGGUAAUGUUCUUGUGUGCUUCUGUCCCUUGAUGGAAUGCAAGAUUAAUGUGAUUUAUUCACUAAUCUGCAAAUUGUAAAUUUUACGUUAAAAUAGUCAGCCUGUGACUAUAUCUCUGUUGGAAAGUUUUCCAAAUUAAUUGUAUUUGCCUACAUUCACUUUUCUAUUUCCUUCAAUUUGCCAUUAAAAUCCUAUGCUGC
Pelobates cultripes (western spadefoot toad) is the source of this 22638-nucleotide messenger RNA. NCBI's taxonomy places the organism in Eukaryota, Metazoa, Chordata, Amphibia, Anura, Pelobatidae. The record is from the annotation of a GenBank genome assembly.